AAACAUUUUAAAUCAAACGAUCUUGGGCAUGUGCAAUUCUCCCUGGAGUGGUAGUCCAUUCAUGGGGUGGGGUAGCUGCCUCCCAUUGGGUAGACCCAGUCCAUACCCAUUUUGAUAUUGAUUAGUACUUUGCGUUUGCUCCUUGUGCUUUUUCUGGGAGUGUGCCCGAGUGUGUUGCAUUAGCCGGUGGUGGCACUGAUCCCCCUUCCUGACACACUCACUCCUUGACACCAUGUGUAAUACGCCUUCGAUAGUCUUUCAAUGAAUACUCACUAAUUUGCUCGGAGGACAUUUUCAAUAUCGGCAAGAAAGGAAAACUGCAAUUUUGCCAAUUUAUGGCAUAUCUGUUCGACCAUUACACCUAUUACUAAUUUCAAGAGGGAUCAAACAGUUUUUUUUUAGGUGUCAAAAUGACUGUACCCGUCCGUAGGUGUUUUUACCUCUUCAGCCUGAGGCAGGGGACAAUGCUGAUUGGAAUAUUUGUCCUUCUUCUUUCGGGCUUCUGCCUUUUUCUCCUCCUGCUCGGUAGCGCUCAUGCCCACGAAAUGGCCACGAUGCUUGAAGCAGACAUUGAAGAUUCGGCAGAGAGGGAAGGCAUCGUUCUCUCAGACGAAAAUGGCCCUGUUGAAAUACAUUCACAAAAUGAAAUUGUUCUGCACAAAGCACACAACCUUGCUGUUUUGGUGAUAGUAUGGCUGUAUUUAGGGGUUGCUUUAGCCACAGUACAUCUUGUAUUAUGCAUUCUUCUUUUAUGUGGUGCAAUAUUGCGAGUUAGGAAGCUAUUACUUCCUUGGAUGUGUGUGGCCAUGGUUGGGCUGAUUUUAUGCUGUACAGCAAUGCUUGUCUCCAUGUACUUAGUCAGGGGUUAUGGAGCACUCGUUAUAUUUUUGACCGCUACUGUGGUUAUAGUUUUUGGAUUCUACCUGUGGCUUAUAGUCUACAGUCACUACAUGGAAAUUGGAGAGGCUAAAAACUGUACGGUAAAUGCUACAACCCAUCACACUUUCUCUGACAGAUACCAUCUCUUCAGAGGACCAAACACAACCUACGUUUAAUCUGUUUUAACCAGGUAGUUAAAUCAAGAUGAACGUUAUUAUUAACUUAGCAUAAGUCAUUGUUACAUAUAAUGACAAUCAUUGAUUUCCCUGCAAAUCACAAACUUCGUUGUUUUUCUUCUUAAAU
This is a messenger RNA of Cimex lectularius (bed bug), 1182 nucleotides long. RefSeq lists its product as uncharacterized. Bases 411 to 1055 code for a protein of 214 amino acids. The transcript is spliced from 6 exons. The record is from RefSeq and is a predicted model, not a curated record. NCBI's taxonomy places the organism in Eukaryota, Metazoa, Arthropoda, Insecta, Hemiptera, Cimicidae.